This is a messenger RNA of Triticum aestivum (bread wheat), 3179 nucleotides long. RefSeq lists its product as uncharacterized. Gene Ontology annotation, molecular function: protein binding. The record is from RefSeq and is a predicted model, not a curated record. Lineage: Eukaryota; Viridiplantae; Streptophyta; Magnoliopsida; Poales; Poaceae. The transcript is spliced from 11 exons. The coding region runs from base 1512 to 2813 and encodes 433 amino acids.
UCACAGGGCGGGGAGCUACAGGCAGGCAGGCAGGCAGGCAGGAGCAUAAGAUAAAUAUCGAUCGAGAGUAAUUAGUUACUGUGAGAUAAAUAAACUGAUGAAAAAGAUGGAUGAGACGGACCUGAUUCUUCAUCGCGUCUGGCCUGUUCCAUCUUCUUGGCCAAGUAGUAGGAAGCAGGAUCAGGCGACGAGACAUCGUCCUCUUGGCUCCACGCAACCACCUUCUUCCUCUUCUUCUCCAACGGACCGUCUCGUGUGCUUCCAUAAGCCGCCAUGCUCCUUUUCUUGUUGGAUCGCCUCCAACUGACCCGAUCGAGGAAUCAACCUAUCCUCUCGCAAUCGCGCCGCCGCCGCCGUCGCCGCCGCUGGGGAUUUACUCGUCCGGGUUUUUUACUCUCGGGGAGGGAUUUUUUCGUCGAGUAUUGUUCCCCUCCUUGGAGGCGUUGCCAAGGUGCGUCGGCAUCUCAUCCUUAAAUUUGUGCUGGGCUGUUGACUUUGGACAAAAUUCUAAACCUAGUUCUGGAUCGGCGAUAGUGGUGUUCUCGACGUCGUCCCUCUAUAGGGAGCAUCUUGUACGGAGACACAGCAAUUGGAGGUCAUGUGUUGCGUUCCUUCGAUGCUCGUUCUGUCCUAGGUUGAUCUUCAGGGGGGCAGUAUGUACACCGGUGUUGGUGCCUUCGAUGCCUUUCUCGAGAUCGAGCCGCUUCCGCCACCUACUCGCUGACCUCUCGUAGGCAGACAUUAAUGGGUGGAUGGUGCAUGGAUAAGGGAAGUCUCGUUGGCAUUUUGUCUCAUGGUGACCAACUGCUGGUCAAAACACGGCUUCGUCUCUCAGUUCAGGGUGGGCCCCCUUGUGUUGUGGUUGUAAUGUGUGUGGUGGCUUGUCUCCGAACUUGCCCUGGUGUGGAGAAAGUGCAUUAAUUUUCAAGAAAUUCAUGGAUUUGUUUUAUUUUAAAUUUGGAAAACGUUCAUGAAUUUUCAAAAAGUUUACAAAUUUGAAAAAAGUUGAUGAAUUUUAAAAAGCUCACGAAUUUUGUUUUAUUUACAGAUUUGAAAAAAAAUUCAUGAAUAUGGAAAAAAAUCAUUAAUUUCAAGAAAAUUAUAAUCUGAAAUAAAACGUUUGCGCAUUUGAAAAAGUUAACACAUUUGAAAAAAGUCCGCGUUUAAAAUGCUGACAAGAAAAUGAGAAAGAAAAACGAAAAUGAAAGUUAAUAAGGAAAAAUAAAAUAAAAAACCGGAAGGAAAACCGGACGGGGAGAAGCUUGCCAAAACCCGGUUGCACCAGCGUGCAGGCUGCGAGCAAAAGAGAGAAAAACAAUAAAUGGGCCAAGCCCAGAACAGAGGAGGGUGGUCACAGUCACAGCCGGCGGCGCCAUUGGAGGAUCUGCCACCACGACCACAUUCGUUCGGAUCAGUUGGAGUCGGUUGGUGGACUGUUGGAGAGAAGAAGAAGGCGGCGGCGCGAUUGCUAGAGGAGGAUCGGUUGGUUUCUAGGUCAUCCAAGAAAGAGGAUGAGUGCGGCGGGUGGGGAGAGAUCCGACAACAGAAGAACCAUGACGGCCGAUCCGACCAGCCAAGACGAUCCCUUGGCCUUGCCGGAGAAGAAGAAGAAGAAGGUGAGUGUGCGGAGAGACGAGGCAUCGUUGCCUGAUCCAGACGCGUGGAUUCUCAGCGAUGCCGACUUGGCCAGGAUGGAACGCGACCAGAAAUCAGCUCCCCCGCCUGUGAAAAUCCCUACGCUCGACUACUUCAAACCCCCGACCAGGUUUCACACCGCCGAGGUCUUUGCCGUCCGUGAUUCAAGCGAGGCCGCGCUCUCUGCUGCCAAAUUUCUCCUAGGGGUUUCAUCCUCUCUUGAUGGUGAACCGCUGAGACGCUGCUCCGGCUUCUGGGUCGAUUGGGAUGAGGACAAGAAAACCGGCCUUGUUUUGACAACCGCGCGUCUGAUUCGCACAAAGGACUCUCCUGACAGCAGCUGGUCAGGUGGCGAAGAGUAUGCUCCUCGUGCUGAUGUCACUGUUCAUUUGCUAAAUGGCACCAGUGCAAAGGGCAAUCUGGUCUACUAUCAGCCUCAUUACGAUAUCGCUUUCUUGAAUGUUGAGGUGGGCCAACCAAUCAAGUUACCAUCCUUUCGUGAAGAAGAUGUAAAAUUUGCUCAAGAUGUUUUUCGGCUCGGAAGAGACGAUUCCUUAAAUCUAAGGAUAACAUAUGCUAGGGCAGAAUAUAAGAAUCCAAACAUGUACCGGCGGUACCACAAUGCGCACUUCCGAUCUCCAGAUGACCAUGGUGAUGAUAAUGAGUAUGACAAUGGAGGCCUAGUCAUUGACUUGAAUGAAAACGUUGUCGGAAUGGUCAACCUCCCUAAGAGAUUUGGGUCUUUUAUACCUUCUUCCAUUUUGCUCAACUGUUUGGAUUCAUGGAAGAAAUAUCGGUGCAUCGCCCGGCCCCAUCUUGGGAUGAUGUUUCAAGCCAUCAAGCUUCUAGAACCUGCUCAUGUUGACAUGUUAUGGCGUAUGUAUAACAUUGAUCAUGGUCUUAUUGUUCAAGAGGAAUGUAAUGGCUUCUUGAAGGUGUCGAAAGGAUCUAAUGCUGAGAUACUCGGAAUCCAAAAAGGUGAUGCUAUUGAAUCUAUCAAUGGAAAACCUGUUUCUACCACAAUCGAGUUGGAAAAUACGCUGAUGAUCACAUGCAAGGGCACUUCAGGUGCUGAAGUUCAUAUUUCUGUUGGGGUGUUUCACACACUCAAAAAACAACGAAGCACCAUACAGUGGACUGCAGAAUUAUCAGAACUUGGAGAAGUUCUUACAAGCUAGAUAAUUAUUAUCCAGACAUAAUGCUAGCACUAAGUCUGUAAGCUUAUGUCACACUCUUACAUGACACCCAUGUGAUGUUCAAAAUAUCAUAGCACACCAUAAAGUCCUACAGACUCUUGAACCGGCUGCCAGAAGAGGGAUGCGAGAAAAUGCCAGAAAAGGGAUGUUUCUGUAGAGCUGUGAUGGAUAUUUACCUGUGACCAUAUGUUGUACAGUAAUACUCUAGAUAUAUUAGAAAUAACAUCUUUAGUUGAAGUUAGUGCCAAAGUAGCAGCCCGUUGUGAGAUUAUCUGUUCUGCUAAAAGAAAUGCAGUACAACAUAUUGAAACCCCUCUUUAUUGAGUAUUCCAUGUGUCAAAUAGUUAA